Molecule: messenger RNA, 3328 nt
Organism: Klebsormidium nitens
Lineage: Eukaryota; Viridiplantae; Streptophyta; Klebsormidiophyceae; Klebsormidiales; Klebsormidiaceae
Source: the annotation of a GenBank genome assembly
CAGGCUCAAGACUGCACUGCAAGCUACCUUAGGGAGGACAUCCGACAGGGCUUUCAUUUCUUUCUUUUUCAAGCAAAGCGAGAGGUAGAAGGGGGCAGCAAGGCGCAACUUUGGGGGCGCGUCCCCGCGGCACUUCCUUGCAAGAAACACACACUCAGCACAUGAGUAGGAAGAAGAGAUAGAAAGGUCCCCGAAAGGUCGUAGCGAAGAGGAGGAAGCUACUCAGCUUUUGAAGAGGUGAAAAGUUGCCGCCGGAGACUCAGAGCGCACAGCUCGACAAGCUCAGUUGAAGGGGCUCAUAAUAGUGGACAAAAUAGAGUUUAUGACGUCAGUUUGCGGAUUUUAAAACCCUAAGUUUUGUACGAAAAUAUCGUAGUCGAAUUACCUCCGGGCGUAGGAUGACGUAUCUCUUCGCUUUUGGGAAUUAUGACGUCAGCAUUUGAGAGAGUUUGGAGGCACUAGAAGGGAGGGACUUUGGCCUGGUUGAGAGCCAGCGAAUGUAACCCAUGACGUUCAUGAUGAUCAAGAGCAAGGGCGUAAGGGGUGUAAGGAGUACCUGAACUGGAGAGGAAUUGCCAACAGGAUUCGAGAACAGAAGACAACUGGAGGAAGCAGGAAAUGAAGGAAGGUUACUUGCUCAAACGCAGCGACACUUUGAAAAGAUGGCGAAAGCGCUGGUUUCGUCUGGAUAACAAGAAUGGGCGGCUUCUUUAUAAGGAGAGUAAAGACGAUAAGGUUUUGAAAGGAUAUUUUCCGCUUGUUGAUGUCUCUGUGGGGCCCCUGCAAUCACCCUCAAGGCAUGUGGAUUACUUCUGUUUCUACGUGCGGAGCUCCUCCGUGUCCCUCGUUCUAGCUGCGGAGAGUGUGGAUGUUGCCAACCGGUGGAUGGAAUGCAUUGCAGUGGCAGCAGCAAGUGCGUCGCUGAAGGCCUCCGCAUGGCGCAACAGCAGCGUGCCCGAGACCAGCCCUGUACUUCAGCGCGGUGCGAGCAGAGCACCAGAUCUGGGGAGGGGCCAAAGUGCGCAGUUGACGCAGAGCCCUGUUCCUCAAAGUCCUUUGGGCACUCGCGCGUCGACGCGUUCCGAGUGUGUCCUUGCAACCAAUCCUCGGGCAACUCCCCUUUCAAGCCAGCAAAAGCCACAAGAAGACGCAGGAAUGGCGCAGCAGCUUUCACAGCCUGCGCAUGUGCUUCAAAGAAACGAUUCUUCAGGGGACUCCUCAACAGUGGUAGAAGCCUCACCGCAAGUGGUUCCGACCAGUCUUAGAGAGCUGGACAUGGACAUCGCCUCGUGGUUGCCAGGCUCCGUUCCCGAUGACAGCAGCUUGGAAACACCGUUUGAGACUCCGCUUUCAUCAGGAGAGACGUCCCCUGCCACCCCCCCUCCUUUACUUCCGACCUCAGGCAGCCUGGAGCAGGCAACUGGUGCGAGUGUCAACUGCGAAGGGCACCAGCAAACCUCAGCGGAGGAGCGGACGGAGCCUAGAGAAGUAUUGAGGGAGGUUCGAGUUGUCAUACAUCCCGAUCCACCAGAAGCGAGCCCUUUGAACCGCCGGACUAGCUUUCAAAGUGGCGAGACAACAGACCCAGGACCAGUAGACCACAGCUUGUUUCAAAGCUUAGAUGCGGCGUGUCCUGGGAUUGCGCUGGCUCGGGAGACGUCAGGGGAGUCGGAUGUUGGAACCGCCGACGAGGACAGCUUCCAAUUCCAUGCCCCACAUGCGAGUUCCAGUUCCAGCACGGACUAUGGCAGGCACAUAGGGCCGCCCUUUGGGUGGGCCAAUGCGACGCCCCGCUUUGCCUCCCAGCGCUCCACACCCCGUGCCCGGCCCCAAUCGUUCUUCCCCAGCCCCCGCAAACCGGGGCCCAAGCAAGGACAGCUGGGGCGGGGAGCUGGCCCUGCUGUCUCCGGCAGAAGCGGGCUGGGUUCCGGGCCGCCUUCUUCUUCAGCGGACCUGCACAAGCUGUCCAAGAGCCAGCUCAUUUCCAUGCUGCAAAUGGCAAGGGAUGCUGCGGCCGCCAAAGAGGAGCAGCUGGCGUUGAUGCAGUCUGUUGCGCAAAUCGAUGCCCGCGAGCUGGCCAAAGCGAUGAAGCAGGCGGAGGAGAGUGCGGCGCAGGCGCAGGCAGCGCUCGCCAGGCACCAGGAGCAGGCCCGGAAGGAAGCGGGAGAGCAGCUGGCCAAAGCUGCAGUGGCUUCGGAGAUUGAAGUCAGGCAAGUGAAGGAGGAGCUGGCCGGGCUGAAGAGGGAGCUGGACGGGGAGAGAGCCAACAGAGAACGCUUGCAGAAUGAGGUGCGAGAGUUGGAGGCGGAGUUGCUGAAACAUGCACGGAGCGCUGCUUUGUCAGCAGCUCAGUGCAAAGAGCUCAAGAAGCACGAAGCUCGCUGCAAGGACCUUGAGGCUCGGUUGGCCUCCUUAAGUACUCAAGUACAUGGGACAGAAACGGCUCUCCUGAAACCUUUUUGGUAGCUGCGUUUGGUAGGGUUGUUGUGGUGAUACACGAACAAUAGCAUCACAACAAACACAACGAGCACGACAAAACGUCGUCAAUGUUGGCACUCCUACCGCAACUCCAACGAUUGCGGCAGUCGGGAAUAAGGUAGAUUGACAGUGCACCCAACAAAGUCCUUUAAUUGCAUGGGCGGAUGGAGGUAAGCUCUGAGUAUAAGCACAUCAUGCUUCAAAGCUUUCAAGGGCCGUAACCUCAUGCUGUUUAUAUCCUGGCCCGGAUUUUGCCAAAACCACUAUUCAGCUAACCCAAGGUGUGCACUUUUUGCGGCUCUUUUUAAAGGCUUUCGCAUGGCACCAGAACUCAAAAAUUCACUCCCUCCUCUGGAUAGAGCAUACCUAAGACAGUCCAGACGAGGCCUUGCAUGUGUCAAACAAUGCAGGAAGAAGGAGGAGAUAGAACUCCGCCAUUUUCGUAACCUGGCGGAAGCCAUUGACAAUACCCAAAAAGCACACACCAAAUCUUUGUUAAAACCGUCCGAUGGAAGCUCAACGGGGCUUCUGCGGCCGUCCGAUGAAAAGCUCAGUUGGCAAAAUGCGGGCCAGGAUAUAAGUGGCAUGAGAACCAAAGCUUCAAGUAAGGACCAUGUCCUCUGGCUUUCGAGAUUAGUGCUGCAAAGGGGCAGGAAAUGUUCUCGAUCUCCCUCCUCCGCUUGUAGACACAUGUGCGUACGAAGUCGUACGGGUGGUUAGAAACCUCACAUUGAGCUGUGGGCGCAAGUGGCGCGUGUCUGGCAGGAAAGGUCUAGGACACAUCCAUUGCGGUCGAAUCGAUGCCAGUCUUCUCACUCCCUUGAUAUUCAGCGGAUUGCCAAUUUCGUCC